UACUUGGCUUUUGCACCUUUUGUAGAAGCACCUUCAUGCCUGUUCUCAAAAACGAACCAUGCGGAUUCCAUGUGAUCAUGUAUGUGCAAGCACCGAAUUUAAAUUUUUUAAGUUUUAAAGAAACAUUUUCUUUUUUUAUAAAAAAGUGAAAAAUAAAUACCAACAUGCAAGCUUUAUGGAAUAAACUUGAUUUACAACGACCAACUGCUUUAACUUUUAAAGUUUCUUUAUGUGAAAUAGAUGCAAAAAGUUUUUUGCUGAAAGUAAAUAAAAUCAUAAAAGACUUAGAGUCUCAAGAAAUGUUACAUUUCGAAUCAGCGGUUCUUGGAAGACUAAUUUACCGUAUGAAAUGUAAAUUUAGAAGCGAUAAAGGUUUAAAAAAUAUGGAAAAAACAAAUCGAGCUCUUUUAAACUAUUUAAAACUUUGCCUAGAAAAUGAUUAUAAAUAUCUUAAAGAGAGCGUAGAGAUUGAUUCUUAUUCAAAUGAUGUUACAUUGCCAACACGACAAUUGAUAGAAUACACAUUAGUUAAAACUCAAAGCUUUGCAAAAUUGAUGUGUCGUAUCGAAAGUGUUUCCCAAGAGGCUGCUGGUUUUCUUAACUCAAGAAUCAUUACUGGACACUCCUGGGAAGUUUCUCUGAUUGCUUUAUCAGUCAUCAGUAGAAUUUGGGUUCUUUCUCGACAUUUAAUAAAAAAAUCCUGUGAUUGGUACAAUACAUUACAUGAAUUUACUCUCAAUUUCAAGAGCUUAGGUGCAGAAUGGCUUCCAAAAAAUUAUAAUCUACCAUUAGAUUUAAAAUGUUGGCUCAAAUUGCCUUGGAUUGAUCAAGCAUUACCAAAUAUUUCGACACACGAAGAAAUGAAGCAAAACAUAUUUAAUUUAAUCAAACCUAACGAUGAUGAUUCUGAAACUGAAUUAAUCUUUGAUAUUGAAAAUAUUGACGAAAUUUUAAAACGUAACAAAGAAACUUUAACUGUAAAAAAGUUUGAAAUAAUUGAAAAAACUUCAAUUUCAAAGAUUAAGAACAGAAAAUCGUUACAAGAAUUAACGUCCUUUCCAUUAGGUGUUACUGAUGUAGGACAAAAGAUAUCUCGCGAUGCAUUUAACUCAUUACUUAAAAAACAAUCUCAAAAAAAGAAGUUAAAUAUAGAUUGUGAAGAUUUGAAAUCGCACCAAAGUGAAGAUGAAUCAGUAGGGAGGCGUGAGCAAAAUAUGAAAACAAGAAGAGAAUUAAAAUACGUUUUAAAUUCUUGUGAUGAAAUGCCACUAGAUAAAAGAAAAAAAAAUUUAACGCCAGAGAAUUUUAAAAAUGAAAAUGAUUUAAUUUUAUUUUUAAAACAAAAAUCAUAUCCAGGAAUGGACAAACUUGAGUGGAAAAAGCUUAAAAAAAGCGUCAGACAAUUUUUAGUGGAUAUUAAUAAUAGUAACGAAUCAGUAUCGAAGAAAAAAAAACUAAAAAUGGUAUUUAAAAAAAUACGAGAAUGGAUAAGUUAACUUACACAUGAAUAUUUUUUUCUAAUUCUUUUAAUAUUAUUAUAUAAUAAACAGGAGAUAUAAAAAAUAGCCUUCGAAAUUAAUAUUUUUAUUCUCUUGUUACAUAAAGCGAAAGAUUAUUACUCCAUGUACAUGUAUAAUUUAAUAAGAGAAGUAGGAAAUAUCUCAUUUUUUUAAAUCGUAUACAGAUAAAUAAUCGAUUAUUCAGACGUACAAGUUGAAAGAAAGGAAUAUUUUUUUGAACGCAAAAUAUUUCGAAGAGUAGAUUAUUGUUGUUCUUUCCGCAAGAUAAGAAAAUUAAUUCAUUCGGUAAGUUUUUAAUGAUUAUAUUUUUCUUUUUAAAUGAUUCUUAAAACAAUGUGGCCAUUUUUUAAGUUGAAUAUUAAAUGUACUUUUUUCGUGAUUAAAUGAGAUGAAAAUGA
Molecule: messenger RNA, 1918 nt
Organism: Leptopilina boulardi
Lineage: Eukaryota; Metazoa; Arthropoda; Insecta; Hymenoptera; Figitidae
Exons: 4
Coding region: 165-1496 (443 amino acids)
Biological process (GO): positive regulation of Notch signaling pathway
Cellular component (GO): nucleus
Source: RefSeq, a predicted model, not a curated record